This is a messenger RNA of Penicillium macrosclerotiorum, 2799 nucleotides long. Its product is annotated as class I alpha-mannosidase 1A. Gene Ontology annotation, molecular function: calcium ion binding; mannosyl-oligosaccharide 1,2-alpha-mannosidase activity. Gene Ontology annotation, cellular component: endoplasmic reticulum; Golgi membrane. Gene Ontology annotation, biological process: N-glycan processing; carbohydrate metabolic process. The record is from RefSeq and is a predicted model, not a curated record. The coding region runs from base 1 to 2799 and encodes 932 amino acids. Lineage: Eukaryota; Fungi; Ascomycota; Eurotiomycetes; Eurotiales; Aspergillaceae. The transcript is spliced from 3 exons.
AUGUUUCGUGCCCGCCGAUAUCGCGUCCUGACCGUCUUCGCGGCGGUCUUUCUCCUGACCUUGCUGCAUUUCUCCCGGUCGCGCGAUUGGAGAGAGGCUGCAAUCAUCGAGCGCCCCGCAGAGGAACACUGGUCGGCCGAUUCCAAUGUACCGACUCAACAGAAGCCCCCGACGCCGGAGGGUAACCUGGAGUACGCGCCGCCCUCGGUGUACCAACCAGCCAAACCGGCGGCUGGAUCGGGAACCUCUGGAUCGGGAACCGCUUCUUCCUCCGAGAAGGUUGCUUCGCCCAAGGUUGAUGCCCCGAAAACUGAGCCCUCAAAGGCCAAUUCUCCCAUCGCGCCAGAGUCCGAUUCGAACGCAGACAAGCCAAACAAGGGAGCCGGCACGGGCUCGUCCAGCGAUGCACCACUGACAAUGCCCAGCGACACGGAGAAGACGGCGCCUUCCACCCCACAGACCGAGCUGUCUUUAUCGGAGGAAUACGACGCGUCCUACCCCCUCAAUGAGGAGAUCGAUCACGGCGGCACUGGCCGCAUGUCCGCUCAAGAGCACCCGGGCGGCGGUCCUCGGGCGUAUUGGAAGAAAACCCCGGAUCGAUUCCCUGUGUCAGCUGCCCAAUUGAUCAAGUUGCCGAAGGAGCCAGCCAAGCAGAUCCCUCGGAUCCAGGCCAAGCCCAAGGAUGAGUCGAGCGCCGACAAGCAGGAGCGGCUGCAGCAAUUGAGCGCCAUCAAGGCCGAGUUCAAGCAUGCUUGGGACGGGUAUAAGAAGGCAGCUAUGGGCCACGACGAGGUCAAGCCGCUGACAGAAAUGUUCGAGGACCCGUUCAAUGGCUGGGGCGCCACGCUGGUGGACUCGCUGGACACACUCUGGAUCAUGGAAAUGAAAGAUGAGUUCGCCGAGGCAGUGGAUGCGGUCAAAAAGAUCGAUUUCACGACGUCGCCCCGUGAGGAUAUUCCCAUUUUUGAAACUGUUAUCCGUUAUUUGGGCGGUUUGUUGGGUGCGUAUGAUAUCUCUGGUCAGAGAUAUUCGAUUCUAUUGGAGAAGGCCCAGGAGCUGGCUGAGAUUCUUAUCGGUGCCUUUGACACACCGAAUCGUAUGCCUGUCUUAUAUUACCGUUGGACCCCCGAACACACUGUUCGACCGCAUCGGGCCUCAGCUAAAGCUGUACUGGCAGAGAUUGGAUCACUUUCUUUGGAGUUUACCCGGUUGGCCCAAUUGACCAAGGAAGACAAGUACUAUGAUGCAAUUGCACGCAUCACCAAUGAGCUUGAGAAGAUUCAAGAUAGCACAAACAUCCCUGGCUUAUGGCCCCUGCGAGUGAAUGCACAGGGCUGCUCGAGGUAUCACCCUACCCGCGAAGUUGGCACGCCUACCCAGGCAGUACUCGCUGGAAAACCUUCCCACAAUGCCACCGAGGCUGCUAGCGCGACGACCACGACCUGGCCCCACAAGCGGUACGCUGCACCGACUGAUUUGGAAAGCUAUCUGCGCUUGAUCGGCCGUGAUGACGAGAUUGAUUUCGAGAGCGCCGAGGCCGAACCUGCUCCUUACUACCAUGCCUCUACCCAGGAUAAAUCUUCAGCUGAAGGACAGGAACUUAUUGCGGAAAAAUGUGACGGAGGCCUGGAACUUCCUCUCUCGCUCCGGGAUAAUCGCUACGGCCUAGGAGGGCUGGCUGAUUCCACCUAUGAGUAUCUACCGAAAGAGUAUAUGCUGCUGGGUGGCUUGAACGAUCAGUACAAGAAGAUGUACAAGAAAGCAAUGGAUGCAGCCCGGAGGACUCUCCUCUUCCAGCCGAUGGUCAAGGGAAAGCAUGACCUGCGGUUCAUGGCAACGACUGGCUCCCUCGAUCCUUCAAAGCCAGGCAACAUUCCUUCCAGUAAGCUGGAGUACGAGGGCACCCACCUCACCUGCUUCCUUGGCGGCAUGGUUGCCAUGGGCGCGAAGGCCUUCAACAUCGAUGGUGACCUUGAUCUCGCGACCAAGCUGACGGACGGCUGUGUGUGGGCAUAUGGAGCGACCAACACCGGCAUCAUGCCCGAGAAAUUCCGCCUGUUGCCAUGCAGCAAGGACACCUCUUGUGAAUGGGACGAGAAGCUCUACCAAGCCGACGUGAAGCGCUAUUCCCACGUUCGAGACAGCGAGGCCGAGGCCCGAUUCCGCACAGGCGAGAGCGCUUAUGGUCAGCGUGUGAGGCUGAAUGCAGAUAACAAACCACAAGGGUCUAGCGAGGAUAGUAUGGUCGUGCCUCUGCCCAUGCCUGGAUCCACGAACCCGCACGACUACGAGCCGGCGGUCUACAAGCGCGACAGCUUUGCGGUUGGACGCGCCGGUGCAGCCCCCAGCGCGACACCCCUGAGUAAGGUGGCCGAUACAGAGACCAUUGAGGACCGUGACAGCCCCCGCCCGCCAUUCGUAUCGCAGGCCGAGGGUAACGAGAUCAACGACCGACUCCCGGCCGGCAUGACCAGCAUCUCAGCACCGGAGUACCUGCUCCGACCCGAAGCCAUCGAGUCUGUCUUUAUCAUGUUCCGGGUGACCGGCGACGACGCCUGGCGGAAGAAGGGCUGGACAAUGUUCCAGGCCAUCGCGAAACAUACACGCACCAACCUGGCGCACGCGGCUAUUAAGGAUGUCACGUCGCCCAAGCCAUCGCAGAAGGAUUCAAUGGAGUCGUUCUGGACGGCCGAGACGCUGAAGUAUUUCUACCUACUCUUCAGCGACCCAAGUGUUGUGGACCUGGACAAAUAUGUGCUAAACACCGAAGCGCAUCCUCUCCAGCGUCCGAUUUCAUGA